CGGGGGGCGGGGCCGGAGGAGCUCCCUGGUGGCUGCUGCUGCCGAUGCCGCCGCCCGCCGGCCGCGCACACCCCCGACACACACUCGGGCGGCAGAGCCAAUCGGCGGCCGGCCUGCGCGCCACACACGCCGUCACUUAAGCAGCCUCCACGCCGCGGGCCCGGCUAGAGGCACAGCGGAGUCCGACCAGCAGCGCGCGGCCGGCCGGGUGGACGGACAGACCGGCAGAAGCGCGCCGGGCAGGCUCGACGGCACCACCAGGAGGGCCCCUCCGAGCCCCGAGGAGCGAGGCGGCGGCGGCGGCGGCGGCGGCAGCAGCGUGGCCGGCGGAGGCGCGCAGCCAGCGGCGGGUCCCCCCUUGGAGAGCCGGGGCGCACGGCGAGGGGCGCACGGCGCGGCGCCAUGGAGUCCGGCGGAGGCGGCAAGCAGAUGACGGCCCGGCUGAUGCUGGCGGUCGGGGGAGCAGUGCUGGGAUCUUUGCAGUUUGGUUACAACACCGGCGUCAUCAAUGCGCCACAAAAGGUGAUUGAAAGCUUUUAUAACGAGACGUGGUUUGACCGUUACAAUGAAUACAUCAGCCGCGGGACCCUCACCACGUUAUGGUCCCUCUCCGUGUCCAUCUUCUCUGUUGGCGGGAUGAUCGGAUCGUUCUCCGUUGGGCUGUUCGUUAACCGCUUUGGAAGGCGGAACUCCAUGCUGAUGUCCAACAGCCUGGCUUUCCUGGCCUCUGUGCUGAUGGGUUUCUCCAAGAUGGCCGGCUCCUUCGAGAUGCUCGUCCUCGGCCGCUUCGUCAUCGGGGUGUAUUCUGGCCUCACCACGGGCUUUGUGCCCAUGUACGUGGGGGAGGUGUCGCCCACGGCUCUUCGUGGGGCUCUGGGGACCCUUCACCAGCUGGGAAUUGUCUUGGGCAUCCUUAUCGCCCAGGUGUUUGGCAUGGACUUGAUCAUGGGGAGCGAGAGCCUUUGGCCGCUGCUGCUGGGUUUCAUUUUCGUCCCGGCCCUGGCGCAGUGCAUACUGCUGCCCUUCGCUCCGGAGAGCCCUCGCUUCCUCCUCAUCAACCGCAACGAGGAGAACAAAGCCAAGAGUGUUCUCAAGAAGCUCCGGGGGACAACCGACGUCAGCAGCGACCUCCAGGAGAUGAAGGAGGAGAGCCGGCAGAUGAUGCGGGAGAAGAAAGUGACCAUCUUGGAGCUCUUCCGCUCGCCCAUGUACCGCCAGCCCAUCAUCAUCGCGAUGGUCCUGCAGCUUUCGCAGCAGCUUUCGGGGAUCAACGCGGUAUUCUACUAUUCGACAAGCAUCUUUGAGAAAUCUGGGGUGCAGCAACCUGUCUAUGCCACCAUUGGGUCAGGGGUUGUCAACACGGCUUUCACCGUUGUCUCCUUGUUUGUAGUGGAGCGGGCCGGACGGAGGACUCUGCACCUCGUUGGCCUGGCCGGAAUGUCUGGCUGUGCUGUCCUCAUGACAAUUGCCCUGGUAUUUCUGGAGCAAAUGGCCUGGAUGUCUUACCUUAGCAUCAUUGCCAUCUUCGGCUUCGUGGCCUUCUUUGAGAUUGGCCCCGGGCCCAUCCCCUGGUUCAUCGUGGCGGAACUCUUCAGCCAAGGCCCUCGCCCUGCUGCCUUCGCCGUCGCCGGGCUGUCCAACUGGACCUCCAACUUCAUCGUGGGGAUGGGCUUCCAAUACGUCGAGGAGCUCUGUGGCCCUUACGUCUUCAUCAUCUUCACGGUCCUGCUCAUCAUCUUCUUCGUCUUCACCUACUUCAAGGUGCCGGAGACGAAAGGCCGCACCUUCGACGAGAUCGCCUCCGGGUUCCGGCAGGGAGGGGCCGCCCAGGGCGAGAACAAGACGCCGGACGAGUUUCACAGCCUGGGCGCCGACUCCCAGGUGUAAGAGGCCAGUUGCUCCUUUGCUUCAACUCCUUUCCUGCCUGCUCUUGACGCUUCAGAAGCCAGGUCCAAGGUGAAGGAGCCCCCCCCCCACCCCGGUCCCUAUCUCUGGGGCUGCCCCCCUGGUUUCGGGGUGAUGAACUGACACCCAUCUGCUAGGAACGGCUAGAUGGUUCCACGUCCAGGAUUUCAAGGCUGACAUCAUUUGAAGGCAACGGCGAACGUCCAAGGCAAGCCUCUUCUUCUGGGAGGGAGCGCUUCUAUCCCCGUGCACACGCCCCCCUCCCCCUUUUUAAAAAGGUAGGAAGAUCCUACCAGGUUUGCGACACUGAACGCAAAACCUUUUAAUCGUGUAAACAAAGAGAACGGUUUUUUUAGACCAGGUCUCUCAUUUGAAUUAAUUCCGAGAGAGACUUUUUAAAGAGCCCAAAUUUCGAAGGGGUGAGGGAGUAGGGGGAAUUGGAUGGUUUUAGACAGUUUGUCUGUGGGCUCUGCAGAAGGCCUCUCUUUAAGAUGCUCACUGUCCUUGCAAGGAGAUGGUCAAAGAAGAAGUGCAGACGGAUCCAGCUUUGGGCAAGAUCGCGGGUUCAUUUCCCCCCCGUAAUGCUGUUCACUAGAUAGAUCAUCGUGGUAGAUCACGCGGUAGAUCUCUUAUAAAGAGAUCACGAUGGUCAGCCGGAACUCAAAAGCUCACGCUCUCGAAAACUCCGGCGCCAACCGAAGGGCAGCAAACCUUCCCUUUUGCAUCACCCUUUGCACCUGUCAGUUCUCCUUCUCCAGCAUGGGUGGGGCGAGGCGCUCUCUAAAAUGCUGCCAAGAUAUAUCACCACAGGGAGGGGAGCUCGUUUGGGAAGGGAGAAGCCUCUCGUUUUUGGAUGCUUUAGUACUGCAGGAACCACGGCAGCGGCUGGUCGGAACGGAGACUCCAACGGCCAUCUUGCAGCCGCUGGUUCCCUCCCUCAAAAACGCAGGCUGCAGGGGAGUGCCUAAGCCCUAACGGGGAUUGUUUCAUCAGAUAAGCAUUGCUUGGAUAUGGAGGAUUUGCCACCCCAGGCUUGCUUCCUUUCUCUGAUGGAGCCUUCCAGAAAAGCAGAGGCAAUUCCUGGCACAUCGUUCGGUCCCAAUUCACUCCCUCCCGUUAGAGCCCUGCUGAAUCCAGCACCCUGUUUCCCAGAGAGGCCAGCCAGAUACUUCUAGCAAGCCCACAAGCAAGGGAUGAAGGCAAUAGCAGCUCCCUGCUGUGCCCCCCCCUCCCCAGUUUCUGCAAACCAGGAAUAUCCACUGAAUAUCCCUCAUUCUCCAUGACUCCCCCAAGCUCUCCUUUAAAGCCCUCAAAAGCAGUGACCAUAUCUGCAUCUUGUGGCAGGGAGUUCUGCAAGCCAAUUAUGCAUUUUGGGGGAGAAUUCCUCCAAGGGAAAGGAGGCGGGCUAGAGAGCAAUAUGCCCCACACCUCACAUAUCAACGGUUUCCCCGAGAGUCUCCCCGAUUCCCCAUCACACAAAAGGUCCCAUAAAGACACAGUUCUAUUGUGUCUGCCCCAAGGGCCUCUGGAAAACCUCUUCUCCUUGCCCUUAACAUCCUGGACUCACUGAACCAAAUAAAAUCAGUGACAAUGGCUGCAUACAUUUCCUGCUUACUGUGUAUAGACUGGAAAAUAUUUAUAUUAUAUAUAUAUAUAUAUGUAUCUAUUAUUUUUUUGGUUCCACCAUGUUAAUAGUACACUAAGUUAUAGUGUGGUUUCGGACGGACAAGCAACUUUCUGUAAAUAUUCUUGAACUAUAUUCACUGUCUGAUUUUUUUAAAAAAAGGAUCUAGUUUCUAUAGCGACUGUAAGGAUGCAAGACUUUUACAUGACUACGAUAACCUCUAUUUUGUAUCGCUCACCUGCACUGUAGUGGCAAUUGUUGCACUGAAAUUGUAGUUUGUUCUUAGGAUAUUUGACCAACCAGCCCAAGUCAGCCCCUAAACGACCCCGGCACCCCUGAGCAUGUGUUUGUAGAAGUUCCAGCCAGACACAAACAGCUAUUUAAUGGCCUGGGUUUGUUUUUUUAAUUUAUUGGUCUGUUUAUAAAGUGACAAUGCAACCUCUCUUGAAGAAGAAGAAAGAGAGAGAGAGAGAGAGACCCUAUGUUUUUAGGAAUAAUAAUAAAAAAUUAACGUUCAUACGAAAAAUUAUCUUUCAUAUGCUGUGAAUGGUGUGAUGUCAGACGACAGAAGAACACAGGGAGGAGAUGCUUGUAUGGACAGAAUAAACGAAACGAGGGCUUAGGAACCUUG
Molecule: messenger RNA, 4160 nt
Organism: Hemicordylus capensis (graceful crag lizard)
Lineage: Eukaryota; Metazoa; Chordata; Lepidosauria; Squamata; Cordylidae
Gene: SLC2A1
Product: solute carrier family 2 member 1
Exons: 10
Coding region: 403-1887 (494 amino acids)
Biological process (GO): response to insulin; D-glucose transmembrane transport
Cellular component (GO): apical plasma membrane; basolateral plasma membrane
Source: RefSeq, a predicted model, not a curated record